AUGUUGAAGUCAAGCCUAUCACAGGCGAAGUUAAACCUGUCUCAGGCGCUGUCUCUAGACCGUGGCGCUCUGCUGGAGAGCGUCAAUGAUAGCUACGAGCACCAUGCUCUCACGAAGCAUGUCAAAACAGGCACGAUGCGCACCGACGAGGCCGUGCUGCUCUGGUGCAGGUCAGACGAGGCCAUCUUGCGCAAGGCGGGCUCGGUGCGCAUCGACGAUGCGCCCCGCCGGACAGGCCGGUCUAGGAACAAAAGUUCGCCCAGGUCACCACCGGCCAACCUCGGGCUUGAGUACACCGGACAGUCCAUGUUCAGCCUCUCGGACACCUCGCUGGCGAGCCCAUCCAAGAUGACCAUGUCACAGCAGAGGUUCAGCAAGCAGGUCGGCUGGCCAGAAGUCCAGGGAAAGGAUGCGGACAUCGAGGUGGAGGAGAUCCGGCUCACCAGGGCCACCGAGGAGCUGUUCGUGGCGUUCAGGAGACUCUGCUCCCCCGAGAACUUCGGCCACAGCUGGACGCAGGCGAACUGGGCGGCGGUGGCGCAGGUGCUGACGCGCCUGAGCGGCCGCGCGCACGCCUCUGGCUGGCUGCCCAGGCACAGCAGCAGCCAGCCGCCCUCCGGGUGGCUCGAGGCGACGGCCGACAGCCUCGGCACGGAAGAGCCCGGGCAGGCGGGCCCCGCGGACGCGGGGGAGGGCCUGCUGCAGGCGCGGGUGCUGAGGAUGGCGUGCUUCCUGUCGCAGCCGCAGCCGCAGGGGCCCCUGCGGGACCUGCAGGGCAAGCUCUCGGAGGAGGUGCGGGCCCUCUCCGGCAUCGCCCUGGCGCAGUUCCGCGAGUGCGGUGUGGCGCUGGGGCGCCUCAUGGACGCCCAGGAGAAGGAUUCGCGGGAGAAGCUGGACUGCAUCCUGGCGGACGCCUACGCCGGCCUCGCGCGAAACUUGGCGGUGCUGCGCCAGCGGCUGGGCGACGAGAUGCACCAGGCGCUCGAGGCGACGCAGGCCCCCCUCUGGUCUGCGGCGGUGGCCGCGAGGAGCCUCCCCUCCGACGCCUCGGUGGCGGCCCGCAGCCCACCGGCCCAGGAGGUGGCGUCGAGCCCGGGCCCCGGCUUCCCGCUGUUCGCGCAGGGCGAGCAGGGCGAGGGCGACUCUUUCGGCCCGCUGCACCAGAACGUGCUGCUCAGCUGCCUCUCCUCUCUGGCGGAGGUUGCGCCGGGCCAGGGCGGGUCUUGGGGCAAGAGCGAGGAGGACCGCCGCGUGGAGCAGGUCCUGCAGAAGGUCCUGAACUCGUCGGAGGGCGCGCCGGAGAGCUCCGCCAGCGGCGACCCGCCCCCGGUCGCCAGGUUCAACGUCGAGUUCACCACGGCGCAGCUCCGCCGCAUGCAGCGCGCGGUGAGGGACCGCGACCCCGAGGUGGCUGGUGCCCAGGGGCUGCUCCAGGACACGCUGGACCGGUACUCCGAGCUCGCCAAGGCCAUGGUGGCGGCCUACGGCGACGAGAGCGUGCUGCGGGCAAGCCCAGCCGAGGUGGCGCAGCACGAGACGCUGCUUGGUCUGGUGCGGGAGCUGCGGGAGCUCUGGAGGGACGCAGGGGCUCUGCUGGAAGCGUCGCGCCGGGCCGACCUCCUGGCGCUGGAGCGGGUGCGGGUGCGCCACCGCAAGGUGGUGCUGAACGCCUUCCGCAAAGGCGGCGACGAGGCCGCCGCGGUGGUGCUCGCGCGACUGGCCCUGGUGGACGAGAUGCUGGAGGACCCCUCGGAACGGCGCUUCACCAAGAGCGUGCCGCUGAUGAUGCGGAAGCCCUACGAGCUGGUAGAGGGCAUCGUCGCCCGGCUCGGAGCCGGCGGCGCCGACGCCCCAGCACGCCAGCCGCACAGGCGGCGCCGCUGGCUGCGGUGCCCACACUGCACCACUCACGUGGUGGUGGCUGGCGAGGUGUGGUGCCAGCUGAUGCACCGCUUCCUCUAUGCGGAGGCCGCUUUCGAUCCCCUGAGCGUCCUCGGGCAGGAGCCGCUAACGCAGCGCGAGUUCCGUAUCCUGAGUGUGCUGUUGGAGCUUCAGAUGAGCGAGCGGACUUGCAACGUGGUGUACGAGAGCGCCGUGGACCUCACCCGGGAGAUCACGGGCAACGCGGUGCCCGGCCAGGCCACAGUGGCCGGCCUCCAGGAGCUCGUGCUCCGAUACGGGGAGCGGGGGUCAGGCGACCUCGGCAUCGUCGUGUCGGCCGCCCUGUCGGCCGCCUGGGUCGGCGUCCACGCCAUGCACGAGGACUGGAGACGACUUCGAAGUUGUCGGUAG
Prorocentrum cordatum is the source of this 2292-nucleotide messenger RNA. The record is from the annotation of a GenBank genome assembly. NCBI's taxonomy places the organism in Eukaryota, Dinophyceae, Prorocentrales, Prorocentraceae.